Somion occarium is the source of this 1129-nucleotide messenger RNA. NCBI's taxonomy places the organism in Eukaryota, Fungi, Basidiomycota, Agaricomycetes, Polyporales, Cerrenaceae. The record is from the annotation of a GenBank genome assembly.
GGAUUGUGACAAAUGUGUAGUUUUACAAAUAGGAAGAUUGUUUGACAACAUGUCGCUUGAAGCAAGAGCGGCGGCGAUAGAGCUGAAGAGGCUCAUCCUACAGACUUACCCGUUUGGAUGCGGCAUUCUCCGAUUGUUGACACCCUGUCCCUGAAGAGGAAGCCGGUCGCUUGACAGGUUCACACUGGUCUUUCCAUCCAGGGACCACCGGAAAUAUGGAAGUAACUGCAUAGGCUGCAAGCCGAGCAAAUCUCUCAAAAUGAUCUACCCAAGAUAUCCACCUAUGACCGAAGGGACUUGCGAGCUGUCUACUGCCCAUGGCUUUCUCGGACACCAUCAAGGCACCAUGCUCACUCAGCGAGAAUACAAGAUAGUUAGCCUACACUUGUUUCCUCAUUGAGGUCGCCACCGUUGGUAUGCUUGUCGGCUGUUCGUCGCUUGGAGCAUUUUGCAGGCAUCUGUGGCGAGUGUCAUGCGUUGGACCUUGUGACUUCAUGAUAGACGUAGUCGAACUAAAUCCCUGUCUGUAGAUAAAAUAGUGCAUUCAAUGUUGGAGGACGGUUGUCUUGCUGUCGCUAUGGUACAGCGCCAGGUUGUACUGGUACAAGCUGCGCGUUCUCAUACACGACGGGAUAGCCUUCUCGACGUACACAUCUUCAUCCCAUUCGGACCACGGUCUUUCCUCAUUUCACCCGUACCACAAGCUCGAAUCUCGCCUAGAGAUCUGCUCACAAUUUUCGUCGCCCAGGACCUCAUGGCAAAACCUACACAGGGUCUCGUGGAACUCUCUACCAAAGCCUAUGCAGAAUUCGUGGAGUUAAGUGGCAUGAUGCAGAGAAAAUAUGAGAAGAUAUUUUCACUUUGGUCAGCGGCUGCGGGUGGAUCUGGUUCGCGGCAUUAGCGUGAUGUCUUCCGACCGAGAAGAGGGAUGGAGCACAUGUAGACCGUAUGGCUCCAGUGAGAUUUAGCACUCUGUUGUAACUCUAUCAUGUAUCGCCAUUUGCCUCCCCUUUACCCUAUGUAUUUUUACUUAGGUUUCAUAUUACACCUACAGAUUGGUCCGACAGUACGAUUUGCUCUUUGCCAUGCGUGUAUACUUGGUUACUAAGUUAUUCUAAGAAGACCUUAC